Phacochoerus africanus (Common warthog) is the source of this 3646-nucleotide messenger RNA. RefSeq names its product PPFIA binding protein 2 (gene PPFIBP2). The coding region runs from base 885 to 3335 and encodes 816 amino acids. The record is from RefSeq and is a predicted model, not a curated record. Gene Ontology annotation, biological process: neuromuscular junction development. Gene Ontology annotation, molecular function: protein binding. Gene Ontology annotation, cellular component: presynaptic active zone. The transcript has 24 exons. NCBI's taxonomy places the organism in Eukaryota, Metazoa, Chordata, Mammalia, Artiodactyla, Suidae.
AAGGGGGAGAUGGAAUAAAAGAAGCCGAAGAAGAUUUUAGAAGCAAAGCACAUACCUUCCAGAUAAAGAUAAGGGCCAGGCAGUGACCACACUGCAGAGAUGAAAAACCAAAAGGAAAGAUCAGAGAGACAGACCGGGGGAUGGGCUCACACGGAGACGUGGAUGGAGGGCGAGUCAGUGGGUCGAGAGCUGAGAAGCAGAAGUCGGGUCUGAAAGCCUGGACCUUGGGCCCAGAACCGGCGCCGCCUCUGCGUCCUGCCUGCUGAAGGCAGAAGCUGGGCUGCAGCGGGCGGACAUUUUGCUGGGAAACGACAGGAAGAUGAGGAAGAAGAGGCAGAAAGUGUGGAGGCUUCUGAGAGCCUGGCUCCCGGGCGGAUGGAGAGCCAGCCUCGUCCACGCGCCCGCGGAGCGCGUUUGCCUGAGCGAGCCCUGGGCAGCGGCUGGUGCUCCACUCGGGGAAGGAAGGUCCAGGGGGCUGGUUCUUGCGAAGGUCAGAAGUGGAUCGUGUUCAUAGCCCGAGGCCUGGAGGCUGAUGGCGAGGGCGCGAUUAAGUGCCUGUCAGAGCCGGUGAUUGAUGGCCCUGCCCUGGCGAAGCCGAGCCGCGGUGGGAACUUCCUCCAAGGCAGAUGGAGGUGGGGAGCCCAGGUCCCUGAGAGCGGGCGUCAUUCUGCGCCACCAGCUAGAGGGAGAAGCAGGACCGGGGCUCCGAGGACAAAAGCCAGACCCCUCUGGUGAAGCAGGCAGUGAUCUGAAUCUCCCAGCCGAAUGGAUGGCGUGGCGCUCGGAUCCGCCACGGGAAGGAGUUGCUAAGUCGUACAUCUCUGGAGACCCAGAAGCUCGAUCUGCUGACGGAAGUGUCUGAGCUGAAGCUCAAGCUCGUGGGCAUGGAGAAGGAGCAGAGAGAACAGGAGGAGAAGCAGAAAAAAGCAGAGUCGGUUCUGAAUGUGAUCAGUGAGCUGCAGGAGCAGAUGCGUGGGCUGCAGCUGGACAUCCACAGGCAGAUGCAAGAGCGCCUCGUACUCAGUAGGGAGCACCCUGAGGAGGAGUUACUGCAGGAGCUCCGGCACCUCAAAAUCAAGGUGGAAGAGUUGGAAAACGAACGGAAUCAGUAUGAGUGGAAGCUGAAGGCCACCAAGGCUGAGGUCGCCCAGCUGCAAGAGCAGGUGGCCCUAAAGGACGCAGAGAUCGAGCGUCUGCACAGCCAGCUCUCGCGGACCGCAGCUCUGCACGGCGACCAGGCGGAGAAAGAUCAAGAAAUUCAGCGUCUGAAAAUGGGAAUGGAGACUUUGCUUGUUGCCAAUGAGGAGAAGGACCGCCGGAUAGAGGAGCUCACUGGGCUGUUAAACCAGUACCGGCGGAUGAAGGAGAUGGUGAUGGCGACUCCAGCCCUUGCCCGGGUGCCCUGCAGAGCUUGUGCGUCCCUUCGUGUAAUGCCGGAGAAAUCACGUGAGGAUCCCGCGGAACAGUCAGAGGCUCCUGAACAAGGAGCCGUCAUCUCUCCUGCCUUGACGCCUCCAGGCCCUGCAGAGAGGACCCUCUCCGUCAACGAGGAGGACCUGGAGGGGAGCUUCCGGAAGUGGAACAGUGCAAACAAAGGCCCCGAGGAGUCCUUUAAACCAGAGCUGUCUCCGAGAUGCAGCCCUCCCACGACGGGGCCACCUCCACUACCGCAGAAAUCACUGGAAACCAGGGCUCAGAGAAAGCUCUCCUGCAGUCUUGAAGACCUGAGAGGUGAAUCUGUGGAUAAGUGUGUCGAUGGGAACCAGCUGUCCCCAGUGGUAGAACCCAAGGACAGCCCUCUCCUGGCGGAGCACAAGUACCCCACGUUACCUGGGAAGCUUUCCGGAGCCACGCCCAAUGGAGAGGCUGCCAAAUCUCCCACGACCUCCCCACCUGACCCCGCAGGGAGCAGCCUGCCCAGGCUGAGUCGUGGCCGGAGUGUCAGUGCCCCUGCAUUAGGAGACACAGAAAGUGGUUGGGACGAUACUGCCGUGGCCACUGACCUCUCCUCCACGUCAUCGGGCACCGAGUCCAGCCCCCAGUCGCCCUUGACCCCAGACGGUAAACGGAGUCCCAAAGGCAUCAAGAAAUUCUGGGGAAAAAUCCGAAGAACUCAGUCGGGAAACUUCAACACCGAUGCCCCAGGGGUGGCUGAGUUUCGACGAGGGGGGCUCCGGGCAACCGCUGGGCCGAGGCUCUCUAGGACCAGAGACCCCAAGGGUCAGAAAUGUGACGCCAACGCCCCCUUCGCCCAGUGGAGCACAGAGCGCGUGUGUGCGUGGCUGGAGGACUUUGGCCUGGCCCAGUAUGUCAUCUUUGCCAGGCAGUGGGUGACUUCUGGCCACACUUUGCUGACCGCCACCCCUCAGGACAUGGAAAAGGAGCUGGGAAUUAAGCACCCUCUUCACAGGAAGAAGCUGGUUUUAGCAGUGAAAGCCAUCAACGCCAAGCAGGAGGAGAAGUCCGCCCUGCUGGACCACAUCUGGGUCACACGUUGGCUCGAUGAUAUCGGCUUACCCCAGUACAAAGACCAGUUCCACGAAUCCCGCGUGGACGGGCGGAUGCUGCAGUACCUAACGGUGAAUGAUCUCCUCUUCCUGAAAGUCACCAGCCAGCUACAUCAUCUCAGCAUCAAAUGUGCCAUUCACGUGCUGCAUGUCAACAAGUUCAACCCCCACUGUCUGCACCGGCGGCCAGCGGAUGAGAGUAACCGUUCGCCUUCGGAAGUCGUGCAGUGGUCCAACCACAGGGUGAUGGAGUGGUUGCGGUCCGUGGACCUGGCGGAAUAUGCACCCAACCUGCGUGGGAGUGGCGUCCACGGAGGUCUCAUUAUCCUGGAGCCACGCUUCACGGGGGACACGCUGGCCAUGCUUCUCAAUAUCCCGCCCCAAAAGACGCUCCUCAGACGCCACCUAACCACCAAAUUCAGUGCCUUGAUUGGCCCGGAGGCUGAACAGGAGAAGCGGGACAAAAUGACCUCACCCUCCUACACACCGCUGACCACCACAGCCAAAGUCCGGCCAAGAAAACUGGGAUUCUCACAUUUUGGAAACAUAAGAAAAAAGAAGUUCGAUGAAUCAACGGACUACAUUUGCCCGAUGGAGCCCAGCGAGGGGGUCGCGGACGGUCACAUGGUCUACGGUGGUUUCCGGGGCCUCAGCCCCCUUGAUGGCCCCGAACUGGACGGGCUGGACCAGGUGGCACCUUCAGAGGGCACCGUGACGCAGAUAGGGCUCCUUUCCCAAGACAUUCACCGCCUCACGACUCUGCUCAGCCAAGACCGGCUGCUGACCGACGCCCGCCUGGCCGCCCCCAGCGCUGAGGACUGGAGCUGACUCCUUGUGGCUGAGGGGCUGGAGAGGCCCCUGCGGGAGCCUGGUCCCCGGCUGGGCUGCAGGGCGCCUCCUACGUGCGUGUGGACAGGACGAGCCGGGCGGUGGAGCCGGUGUCAGGAGGGGUCCACGGGUGCUGUGCUCACAGCUUUGGCACUUUCGUGUGUUUGCACGUGGACUGCAGGCCGCUUUUGAGGGAGGGGAGCGAGAUGCCCGUGCAGACGGAGAUGCCCACUGUCCCUGGGGACGGUUGUGGGGCGCUGCCACCAGAGGGGGAGGGUUGUGAGUUCAUAAAAGCUCUUGUUGGAAAAAGA